AUGUUCAUGCCCCUUGUGCACCAAGCGUUCCAUGUCCACACAGGCUCUUACCCAAGGUUUGAGAACGUCCCAUAUCUUCCAUUCAUCGUCUCUGCUACACAGAACACAUAUCGGUAUAUCCACAUUGCAUCCGCCAUUCAAAUCCUUAGCGUAGAGGAUCUGUUCGUUGGCAGAAUUCCCAAGACGCCUCUUCCUCUCGACUCCGUGCUCCUCGAAGCCCUCUUGCAAUCUCUCAAGGCACUUCCUGACCAGGUAUGCUGGUGGCGCGAAGCACUGGAAGCCGGCCGUGAAGAUGCAUGGGAGCUCAAAUACCUCGACGCAAAUUCGCCAUACCUGCAGUCCAUUCUAUCGCGGCUGACUGACCCAAAUGACCCUCUCACAGGUCUUACCCAGCUAUCAGAGCUGAACUUCAGCCCUCAGAUGCCUGUUGAUUGCUCAUAUCUAUCUAGCUUCAUACCGUGUACCCAGCUCCCUUCAAUACGGAAGAUUCGCCUCGUUAGAGCCAUUGAUAACUACCAACCCCCAUCAUUCACAGAAGAAGGCGAUGCAACCGACUUGCUUGACGCAUCAUCUCUUUCCCCGAUCCUUCCGGUGUAUCAAUCUUAUUUCCACUCCGACCUAACGCACCUUACCCUCCACGGCUGCUCCACCAUUGCAACACUCCCAAGCCUCCUUACACGCCUCCCCAAGCUCAAGUCCCUCAUCUACCGCCACUACGACAGAGGACUCCCACAAGUCAAUACGCAAGCAACCACCGACCAUACCAACCAGAAUGCUGGGAUCAGUACCUCAAUGCGCCAGGCAUCACCCGUUGCUCAAACACAGUAUGUCGCUACUUCAACACCGACCAAUAUCUUGAACCCAGUUGAGCUGUACCAGGGUCUGACUGAAGCGUCGUGCAACUCCCUUCAAGAACUCUGGGUGACUGUCGAGAGAUCUCUCCGUAUGAAGGAAUACGAGAGACGUACGCAGGACCUUCCAGGAAUCCCUAUCGGGGACCUAAGGGUAUUUCACUCGCUACGGCAGGUGCGGAUUCGUGUGGAUAAUCUCCUAGCAGUGGUGCGGAAUGGUGGCAGUCCCCAAAACGGCCAUUUCUCCAAUGUCUGGGCGAGUAAUAAUCUAUGGGAUGUCUUACUUUUGAGUUUGGAAGGACUGUUUCUGGAGGAUUGUGAUCGGGGAAUAUUGCCUGUGCUAGCGAGCCAACUGAGGCAGGUAUUGGAGAGUCAGGUAGGAAUGAAGGAGUAUGUGUUGUUCCCUUUGAUGAAGUCUGUCGUGUUGCAGCAGCCGAUCGAUGAGGUGGACCGCGUGCCUUUCGUGUGUCCACCGAAUAUACCCCACUAUUCCCUGGAGGCGUUUCAGCUGGAAUAUAAUCAUCGGAAGGCCGCGAAUGAUAUUCAGCCGGAUAUAUACGCUCUGUUGAUGGCGUUAAAGAAGAGAUUUACUACGUUUGAUCUGGAACUGAAGGUGCUUGAUAAAUGGGACAGAGACGAGACUUUCCCUACGUAG
Molecule: messenger RNA, 1506 nt
Organism: Aspergillus piperis CBS 112811
Lineage: Eukaryota; Fungi; Ascomycota; Eurotiomycetes; Eurotiales; Aspergillaceae
Exons: 2
Coding region: 1-1506 (501 amino acids)
Source: RefSeq, a predicted model, not a curated record